Molecule: messenger RNA, 645 nt
Organism: Phytophthora sojae
Lineage: Eukaryota; Oomycota; Peronosporomycetes; Peronosporales; Peronosporaceae
Exons: 2
Source: RefSeq, a predicted model, not a curated record
GAUGAAUACACUGGUGAACUUGAAGAACUUGUUGCAACUGGAGAUCUUGGAUACGAUACUUACGACCGCGCAACAAUUAUUGAAAAGCUGGGUGCAUCUCAGAGGCUGUACAUUGAAGGAGGAUUCAACUUUUACGAAGCUGUGCGAUCAGCGGAGCCUCUUAUCGUUUACAGAGUUGCGUAUUCGCGUGAAUGCUGGGUCCAAGCUGGUAAUCGAGAAAGCCCCGCUCACGUAGAUCAUGGUCGGGUUCUGUCCUACAUCCCCCCAGCGCUACAACGCUCUUUUAAGAUUUGGAUCGCCUUCAAAGAUUUCAAUGCAGCGAGAGGGUUUUCGUUUGCAGAGGACGAUCGCGCCUUCAACAGGAUGUUGGUGAAUGGCAGCACUGGGGUUGUUGUGCAGCGGCCAGGUGACGUGGUCUACGUAAAUUCGCUGAUUUACCACUCUGUAUUACUCUGCUAUACUUCUGAAACACCUGAGAUCGACCGAUGGAGUAUAAUCGACGGAUAUGUUUUCAUACUCCGUGAAGACAUUCUGGUAUCCUACAUAUACGCAACACAAGCAAAGGCCGGGACUAGGAAGGGCGACAAUCGUGUCUGGGCUCGGAUCCUGAUGGCGUACUGCGCAAUGGAAGGGAGGUGGUUGGAU